Lytechinus variegatus (green sea urchin) is the source of this 1623-nucleotide messenger RNA. Its product is annotated as probable U3 small nucleolar RNA-associated protein 11. Gene Ontology annotation, cellular component: nucleolus; small-subunit processome. Gene Ontology annotation, biological process: rRNA processing. Bases 112 to 897 code for a protein of 261 amino acids. The record is from RefSeq and is a predicted model, not a curated record. The transcript has 8 exons. NCBI's taxonomy places the organism in Eukaryota, Metazoa, Echinodermata, Echinoidea, Temnopleuroida, Toxopneustidae.
GCGUUCCAUACACAAACAACUUUGUGGCGUUCACACGUGUGUGAAUUUUUUAUUUUGUAACCUUAUAUUAUAGUUUGCAUGGAGAUCUCCUUAUACUGUUAAGUUAAAAAGAUGUCAUCUUUCAAGAAGGCACAAAAGGCAGCUCAAAAAAGCCAUCGAGAAAGAUCUCAGCCUUCCAGUCGUGCCAAGUUUGGACUUUUAGAAAAGAAGAAAGAUUAUCAACUACGUGCAAGGGAUUAUCACAAGAAACAAGCUGCACUCAAGCGGCUUCGCCAGAAAGCACGAGAUAGGAACCCAGAUGAAUUCUACUACAAGAUGAUCAGCACAAGGAUGAUUGAUGGAGUUCAUACCAGUGUGAAGAAAGACGAACCGACCACUGAAGAACAAUUGAAGAUGAUGGAAACGCAAGAUCUGAGAUACGUCAACCACAAGAUGACGGUUGAAUCAAAAAAAAUUGAGAAGCUGAAAUCCAGUCUUCAUAUGCUUGAAGAUAGAGAGGAGAAACCAAAGAACAAGCACACAUUUUUUGUUGACACUGUCAAAGAAGCAAAAGAAUUUGAUCCAGCUAAGCAUCUGAACACCCAUCCUGCCUUGCUCCAUCGAGCUCACAAUCGUCCUACACUGUCCAUGUUAUCUGAUCCAUCGCUGCUGAAGGCUUUAGCAGGAAGCAGUUCAGGGGAAGGGGCGUCGUCAGGCUUAGCGGAUGUUGGAAAAGAAAAGAAGAAACGAUACCAUGAGCUCAGCCAGCGAAUUGAGAGGGAGAAACAACUCAACAUCAUUGCAGAGAAGAUGGAAGCAAAGAAACAUGCUAAGGAUAAAUCUCGUAAGAAGCUUGUAAAGGAGGAGACACCCGAGUCGGCACCAGUCUAUAAGUUCCACAUGAAACGGAAGAGAUGACAUCCUCACAUUAUACUCUAUGCUUGUAAAUUAUUUUAAGAGGAAAUUUCCUAUCAAACGGACAUUGCUGUACAGUGAUGUCAAACUGGCUUCAUAAUGAAAAGGAAAAUAUUCAUGAAUGUAAUUGGUAAUUAAGUUGGGGGGGGUAAUGAGUGGGAUCUUUUUCAACUAACAUUGACUAUUUGGACAUGGGAGGGGGUGCAGAGGGGGUUGUGAAACAAUGAUUGUGAAUAGAUUGUGCCCAUAAAGGGAGCACGUAUAGCAUAUCUGCAAAAAUAUCUGCAACCUUUGAAGCUCUUGUAGCCUACAAAUCUAGGCCGAGGCGACAGCUUUUGGCAUUACUUUUACGAGUCUGAUUGUGCUUCAUGAAAUGUAACUGAUUAGUCUGAUGCGAAAGAAUGUGAACAGUGGCUGCAUGAGAGCGACUGACUUUACUCUCCUGUCCGGCUGUAGUUGCUGUUUUUCUUAUGAAGAACCUGCACCGAAUACUGAUCAAUAAAGAGAAAACAAGACAAAAGCAAGCCAGGAGUGUAUAGAUGAUGGCCGCAUCCUACGAAUAGCUUACGUUUACCUUAGCAGCAAAGAUCUGUAGCUUCCACCUUAAUUACAGCUUUUUACUUUAGGGCAGAUGCAGUGUAUGAGUUGUUAUAAUACUGCAAUAUAAAAAAGUAACAUGGUUGUAUUUUGUCUUAAGUCAUAUCAGCAAUAUAGGCAGGCACUCAAUAA